Messenger RNA from Achroia grisella, 8081 nucleotides. Its product is annotated as fatty acid synthase-like. NCBI's taxonomy places the organism in Eukaryota, Metazoa, Arthropoda, Insecta, Lepidoptera, Pyralidae. Gene Ontology annotation, biological process: fatty acid biosynthetic process. The record is from RefSeq and is a predicted model, not a curated record. Bases 71 to 7252 code for a protein of 2393 amino acids. Gene Ontology annotation, molecular function: fatty acid synthase activity; 3-oxoacyl-[acyl-carrier-protein] synthase activity; phosphopantetheine binding. The transcript has 41 exons.
UGUAAACAGGCCAGGUUAAUUGUUCGGUUCAUGCAAAAAUAAUCAAUAAUUUGGUAUUCGAAAAUUUAAUAUGGCAUCUACAAAUUUAGAGAGCAGGAUAAUAUCAGGGUACAAGGCAUCACACCCGUCUCCGGGUGAGGAGAUUUACAUAACUGGUAUUUCUGGCAGCUUCCCAAACUCCGACUCGGUGGUUCAUCUUCAGGAGAAUCUCUUCAAUAAGGUGGACUUAGUGACGUCUGAUAAUCGACGAUGGGUUCAUGAGCAUCCUGAAAUUCCACAUCGUAUCGGCAAAAUCAAUAAUGUGGAAAAAUUUGACGCCUCUUUCUUCAACAUUACCUACAAGCAGGCUCACACGAUGGACCCAAUGUGCAGAGUCAUACUCGAGAAGGCUUAUGAAGCUAUAUUUGAUGCUGGUCUGAACCCUGAAGACCUUCGCAAUACACGCACAGGAGUGUUCGUUGGCAGCUGUUUCUCUGAAUCUGAAAAGACUUGGUUCUAUGACAAAAUGCACUUCAACAAUUACGCUAUUGUUGGAUGCUGCCGUGCCAUGUUGUCUAACCGUAUCUCCUAUUGGCUAGGAGUUACCGGUCCGUCAUAUACCGUGGAUACAGCGUGUUCCAGUUCUCUGUAUGCUUUGGAACACGCUUUCAGAGCUAUACGAGAUGGUCACUGUGAAGCUGCUAUAGUUGGUGGCUCUAAUUUAUGUCUACAUCCUUACAUAUCUUUACAGUUUUACAGAUUGGGCGUGCUAUGUCAGGAUGGUACUUGCAAGAGUUUCGAUAAUAAAGCCAAUGGCUAUGCUCGCUCUGAGGCUAUCAGUGUUUGCUUUUUACAGAAAGCAAAAGACUCGAAAAGAGUUUACGCUCAAGUACUACACGCUAAAACUAACUGCGACGGCUACAAAGAACAGGGUAUAACUUAUCCAUCUGGAAACAUACAAAAGCUGCUGCUCAGUGAAUUUUAUGAGGAAUGCGCCAUUCCACCAUCCAGUUUGGAAUUUCUUGAAGCUCAUGGCACAGGUACUCGGAUUGGUGAUCCCGAAGAGUUAUUAGCGAUUGACGAAGUGUUUACCGCCGGUCGAUCGGAGCCACUGUUAAUAGGUUCUGUCAAGUCCAACUUAGGUCACAGUGAAGCUGCUUCUGGUUUGUGCUCGGUUUCUAAGAUGUGUAUAGCAUAUAAUACUGGAUUGAUACCCCCAAAUUUACAUUAUGACACUCCCCGAGCGGGUGUCGCUGCUUUAUCUGAGGGCCGUCUUAAAGUUGUCACAGAGAAGCAACCCUGGAACAGAGGCUUGUCUGGCAUUAGCAGUUUCGGUUUUGGUGGAGCCAACGCUCACAUUCUUUUGAAGAACAGUGCUCGUGAAAAGGUAAAUAAUGGUCUGCCAGAUGACGACUUGCCCCGUCUGGUGUGCGUAUCUGGACGAACAGAGUCUGCAGUGGCUAGAAUACUUGAUGACUUGGAGUCUAGAACUGUAGAUGUGGAACAAAUCAGGCUUUUGCAUGAUAUCUUCGAUAAAAAUAUUAAUGGCCAUAAUUUUAGAGGAUUCACAUUAUUAGGUUCAACACCGACUAGAAGCGUACCACUUGCCCGAGACAUUCGAUAUUUUUCUGGAAUUCACCGACCUAUCUGGUUUAUGUACUCGGGAAUAGGUACACAGUGGACUGGUGUGGCCACUACACUUAUGAAGAUGCCUGCAUUCGCUGCUGCUAUAGAGAAUUGCCACAAAAUACUGAAGUCAAAAGGUAUCAAUUUAGCGAAAAUAGUCACAGAUGUCGACUAUACAAAUAUUGAUAAUAUUUUGAACUCGUUCAUUGGGAUCGUGGCGAUACAGAUCGGUCUUACUGAUGUGUUAAAAACAAUUGGCGUCGAACCUGAUUACAUUAUCGGACAUGGUGUCGGUGAAUUGGUCUGCGCUUACGCAGAUGGCUGCUUUACGGCUGAACAAACUAUAAUGGCGGCGUACAGUCAAGGAUUGGCAUUUACUGAGACCAAGUUAAUUAAGGGAUCUAUGGCUAUUAUUGGUGCCAGCUAUGAUCAGAUAAAAUCUAUAUGUCCUCUUGAGAUUGACGUGGCUUCAUAUAAUGGACCCAACUCUAUAACAAUUUCUGGUCCAGCUGAUGUUAUGAAGAGUUUCAUCGCUAAAUUAUCUGCUCAGGAUAUAUUCGUCAAGGAAAUACCGUGCUCCAAAAUCGCAUAUCAUUCGCGGUACACUACCGAAACUGGUCACAGACUUCUUAAGUACUUGAAGAAAGUUAUACCAUCGCCAACAGUACGUUCAAAGCGUUGGGUUUCCACAUCAGUUCCCCAAUCUCUUUGGACGAGUUCCAAAGCUGAGUUGUCAUCUGCGGAGUACCAUACUAAUAAUCUUUUGAGUCCAGUUUUGUUUGAAGAAACCUCCCGGCUCAUUAACAAAAAUGCUGUCAUCAUUGAUCUGGCUUCGCAUGGUUCACUCCAAACCUUUCUUCAGCAGUCUAUGAAGAAGGAUAUCGUCAAUAUAUCUCUCCUUCAAAAGAGUCAUGGCGAUAACACGCAAAUACUUCUGUCGGCGCUUGGAAAAUUAUUUGAGUCUGGUAUAAAUCCCCGUCUUGCUAAUCUCUACCCCCACGUGGUAUUUCCAGUAUCACGUGGCACGCCAAUGUUAUCACAUUUAGUGGAAUGGGAGCACGGUGAAAAUUGGUAUGUGACAAGUUUCAACAUGGCUCAAGAAACAUUCAAUUGCGCAGAGCGCAUGGUCAAGAUGACUUUAAAUGACGAGCCAUCUGAAUUCCUGUCAGGUCACGUCGUCAAUGGUCGCAACCUCUAUCCCGCUACUGGAUAUCUAGUCCUUGUAUGGGAAUCAUUUGGUAUAAUGGGAAAGCUGUACGAUGGUACGUCGGUUAUCUUCGAGGAUGUCCGCUUUCAUAGAGCCACUAAUAUCCCUAAGGAAGGACAGCUGAUUUUCAUUAUUUCAAUACAUAGAAAUACUGGAAAUUUUGAGAUUACCGAAAGUGGAAUGUGUAUUGUAACAGGACGUAUCUUGGCAAAGAAUAACGUGGGACAAGAUUUCCAUGUAUUACCAACAGUACCUGAAGUAUUCGCACCUAACAUGAAACAUAUGCUUACUAAAGAUUUCUAUAAGGAAUUAAGACUUAGAGGAUAUCAGUACAGCGGCUUGUUCCGUGGCGUAUUGGGUUGUACAAUCGAAGGUACUCGAGGUCGUCUCGCCUGGGUCAAUAAUUGGGUUACAUUUAUGGACUGCAUGCUGCAACUAAAAAUUAUUGGCCAGGAUACCCGUGGUCUCUUUGUACCGACUAGAAUCGAAACACUGUCUAUUGAUGUCAAUAUGCACUAUAAAGCUAUAUCGAAAAUGAAUGUUUACUCUAAAGACAAUUCUUUCGAAGUCCGGGUAUACCCUGCCGUCAAUGUUAUCAGGGCUGGAGGUGUUGAAAUUAGAGGUCUACAUGCAGCACCAAUUUCAAAAAGGGUACCACUGGGAGAACCUGUGUUGGAAAAGUACAAAUUUAUUCCUAAUUUUGAAGACAACGAGAUGAAGAUACAGGACACCCUCAGAGCGAAUAUUCAAAUAAUUCUUGAAAACGUACCGACAUACAAAGUAAAGAGCAUUGAACUGGUUGACGAUGAAUAUAAGAAUAAUAGCUUACAACCUAUAACAGAAGAAAUUUACAAAAUCCUUGGUGAUAUGCCAUUAGUCCAGCCAGAAUUACUCUUAAUAAGUGAUGAGGCUAUUGAAAUGCCAUUUCCUAUAAUUGUGGAAAAUAAAAAAGUCAGUGGAGAAUCUAAUGCAGUCUUAUUCGUUGGAGCUAAUCUAUUAAAGAGAGAAUCUGUCUUAAAUCAGGCUGCAGCUACUCUUCGCGAUAAAUGCUUCAUUAUAAGCCGAGAGAAAAGCCGCCCAGAUCCCAAUAAACAAUCGGACGUAUACGAUAUAAUCACAAUCCAAAAUGUUGGAUCGGAAUUUUUAGUUCUUUUAAGAAAACGUAUAAGCACACGGUUAGCUGAGUACGUAAAAAUUGAAACUGCAGAUGAGGACUUUUCGUGGGUUGAAAUAGUUAAAGAAAAACUUAAGCUUGCUAAUAGAAUUGUACUUUAUACUCAAAACGAAAGCAUUAAUGGUCUCCUAGGACUAGUAAAUUGUUUAAGAAGAGAACCAGGCGGUGAAAUUGUUUCUGGUGUUUUAAUAACUGACCCAGCAGCUCCUGCGUUUGACCAUAAUUUGAUGUUUUAUAAAAAACAAUUACAAAAAGAUUUGGCUAUCAACGUGUAUCAAAAUGGACAAUGGGGUAGCUAUCGCCACUUGCUCCUCAGUAAUUUAGACACUGUACGGGUUCACCAUGCUUUUGUAAAUACAUUAACUAUUGGAGACUUGUCUUCUCUAAGCUGGAUUGAAGGAAAUAUCAGAAAGGACGUGGCAUUUAAAAAUCCUAAAAGCUUUCUUGUACAUGUGUACUGUGCAGCUGUCAAUUUCCGUGACAUUAUGACAGCAACAGGCCGCGUAACUGCUGAUGCUAUAGCAACCGGCAGACUUGCUCAGGAGUGUGUGCAAGGAUUCGAAAUCGUAGGACGCACACAGAAUGGUUCUCGGGUAAUGUGUAUGCUGAAAAACUCCGCAACAGCUAACAUGGUGGAAUGUGAUAGGAAUUUCACUUAUUGUAUCCCUGAUGAAUUCACCUUCGAAGAGGCUGCAACUAUACCAGUGACAUAUGGAACUGCCUACUGUGCGAUGGUAAUAAUAGGUAAAAUGCGUCGUGGUGAAUCCAUCCUUAUACAUGCCGGAACAGGCGGAGUAGGACAGGCGUCUAUAUAUUUGGCACUGCACUAUGGAUUGAAGGUGUUUACAACUGUUGGUACACCUGAGAAGCGGUCCUUCAUCAAGAAACUGUUUCCGCAACUUAAAGACAGCCAUAUUGGAAACUCCCGAGACACAUCUUUUGAGGAUAUGAUCCGGAGAGAAACCAACGGUAAAGGUGUGGAUUUGGUGCUGAAUUCGCUGUCCGACGACAAACUUCAUGCAUCGGUCAGGUGUCUUGGCUAUCGCGGAAGAUUCCUUGAGAUUGGCAAAUACGAUAUCAGCAACAAUACAUAUCUCGACGUCGCUCACAAGGAGCUUUCUUUUCACGGCAUUGUAUUGGACUACAUGUUUCAACAAUCCGAAAAAUUUAUAGAGAUGUUGUACGAACUUAUUAUAUCGGGUCUAAAUAGUGGAGCCGUUCGUCCAUUGACCUAUUGCACAUUCGAAAAGGAUGAUAUUGAGACUGCAUACCGCUAUAUGGCGUCUGGAAAACACAUAGGAAAGGUAAUUAUUAAAAUACGAGAUGAGGAGCAUAAUGAUCUAUAUACGAAACCUACUUGUCUCCCUAUUGAAGCAAUUCCUAGAUACAUGUGCAACGAGGAAUAUGUAUACGUCAUUGUAGGUGGUUUGGGAGGGUUUGGACUUGAGUUGGCUGAUUGGUGCAUCUUGAGAGGCGCCAGAAAGGUUCUCCUAACUUCUCGUAAAGGAAUAAGCAAUGGUUAUCAAUCUUAUAGACUAAGAGCAUGGGCAUCAUACGGCGCUGAUGUGCAAAUUUCUACUCACGAUAUUACCACCGAAUCUGGAUGCGAAGAAAUGCUAAAGAUGGCGAACGCAAUGGGUCCAGUUGAAGCCAUUUUCAAUCUUGCCGUUAUCCUGAAAGAUGCCAUAUUCCAGAAUCAAACUGCUGAGACAUUUAAAAUAUCUUUUGCACCUAAAGCACUAGCUACGUUGCAUUUAGACAAACUUUCGACUAUACUUUGUCCGAAGCUGAAAGAUUUUGUAGUAUUCUCCUCAGUAUCUUGUGGUCGUGGUAACGCUGGUCAAACUAACUAUGGUUUAUCGAAUUCUGUGAUGGAGAGGAUUUGCGAAAGACGAAAGAAGCAUGGAUUACCGGCUCUAGCUGUGCAGUGGGGUGCUGUUGGUGAUGUCGGUCUAGUGGCUGAUAUGCAAGAUGAAGAUAUACAAUUAGAGAUUGGAGGUACUCUGCAGCAACGAAUAUCAUCUUGUUUGUUGACUCUAGAUAAAUUCUUGAAACAAGAUUCGCCUAUUGUUUCUUCAAUGGUAGUAGCUGAAAAAACAGCUAGAAGUGCUAACUGUGAGACAAUUGUGGAUGCUGUUGCUCAAAUUAUGGGUAUUAAAGACCUCAAAACCGUAUCUCAACAAGUCUCUCUUGCUGACUUGGGCAUGGACAGUAUGACAGCUGUGGAGAUCAAACAAACUCUUGAAAGAGAAUUCGAAGUUUUUCUCACCGCUCAAGACAUAAGGACUCUAACAUUUGCAAGAUUAUUGGAAAUAACUGCUCAAUGUGGAAACACUCCAUCUAUAACAACUAAACCAAGUACGGAAGCCUCCGCCGGUCUGAAAGUUUUGUUAAGAAACUUUGGGGAAGAAAAGUUGGUGAACGAACCAAUCAUUUACAUGCCGACAUUGGUCAGCGAUGGAAUUGAAAAAAUAGAACCGAUCCACGAAAAACUGAUGAUUAUGCUGCCAGGGUUGGAAGGCUGUGCUGCAGUAUUAGAGCCUCUAUGCCUUAAACUCAAGAUCAAAGUGUGCGUAUUGCAGCUCGGAAUCGAACAUGUGAACGAAAAUUGCGAGGAAAUGGUGGAACGACUAUAUCAGUUAGCAAUAUCGUGCUUGGCACCCGGUUCCAAGUUUGGGAUACUUGGAUACAGCUUUGGAUGUCUCCUUACAUUAGACUUAGCAGCCAAAUUAGAAUCUGAAGGUUACAGGGGGGCCGUAUUUUGCUUGGACGGAUCCCCGGACUUCCUCUACUCUAUAGUCACUUCGAUAUUGAGCUUCAAUAAUGACGACCAAAUUCAGAACAGCCUAAUUUGCCAUACUAUGAACAAUAUAGCACCAAGCAAUGAUAUUACUAACAAUUUAAUACAAAAACUCAACGAGAUUGAUAAGUACGAAGAUAAAAUCGAGUAUGCUAUCGAGGUGUCUCCAGUUCAAACUAAAUAUUCUAAAGAAUUUAUCUCACGUAUGGCUCGAGUGUGUUUCGAUCGCUUAAAAGUAAUACUAAAUUACAAUUUGAAUGAUGUUAUGAAGCUCCAAUCUCCAAUUUUACUUAUGAGACCAAAAGAUAAUCCUCCGUUUAUUAAUUGCAAAGACGACUAUGGUCUGGAUAAGUUUAGUAAUGGAUCUGUAAUUGUACACUAUGUUGAUGGUAAUCAUGUGAGUAUUGUUGAAAAUAAAGAUGUAGCUGAUAUCAUUAAUAGUGUUAUAUCUAACAAUGAUAAAUAAUGAGAAAAUUUUGCGUUUUAAUACCGAUAACGAAAUGAACAUAAUGACAUUUGCCUCUAUUAUAUUUUUAUCAUCAUCCUUUAUUAUUACCAACCGAGCCGCCUUGCUUCGCACGGAUGCAUAACAAGACUUUAAAUUUCUCGGCUCGUUAUAUACUAUAACACAGAUGUAUUAUAUAUAUAAACCUUGCUCUUAAAUCACUCUAUCUAUUGCUGGAAACUGCAUUAAAAUCCAUUACGUAAUUUUAAUGAUAUAAGCGACCGACAGCGGCGGCGACUUUGUUUUAUAGUAUUUAUUACAUAUAAAAUGAUGAAUAAAAUAUAAUUGAGAACUGUAAACUCUUAUAUCAAAUAAUUAGAGGCACAAAAUUUAAUAUACCUACAUAUAUAUAACAUUAUUUUAUUUAAUUAUGUAUAUCAUAUUAUAUAAGAUACGGUUGAUAAAAAAAACCUAUCAAAGUAAUAAAUGAAGGUACUUAUCUAUACCUGACUUAUCCUGUUUUUGACAAGCUUAUUUAUGUCAGGUCAUAUUCGUUGUACUUGUUUUAAGAAUUCAUUCUAGAUGUUCAUUUAUAAGUUUUGUGCGAUGUUUGUGAUUAUAUAUUUUCAAAACGGAAACCAUCUGCUCACAGAAAUAAAAUAAAAUAAAAAUAAAAAAUCCUUUUAAUUCCUAAAAAAGAAGAAUUAUUAGCCUUCCCUAAUUAUUUAUAUACGUAUCAUAUUAUUGAUUCCUUUAUAUAUUCUAUUCGUUAUUUAAUUAUAUUAUAUUAUUUUAUUUAUAUAAAAUAUAUUAUUAUUAGUCUGCAACAAGAAUUAAAAUAUAAUUUCUU